Cebus imitator (Panamanian white-faced capuchin) is the source of this 1562-nucleotide messenger RNA. It is a transcript of the gene IRF4, whose product is annotated as interferon regulatory factor 4. Lineage: Eukaryota; Metazoa; Chordata; Mammalia; Primates; Cebidae. Gene Ontology annotation, molecular function: protein binding; DNA-binding transcription factor activity, RNA polymerase II-specific; RNA polymerase II cis-regulatory region sequence-specific DNA binding. Bases 143 to 1498 code for a protein of 451 amino acids. Gene Ontology annotation, biological process: regulation of transcription by RNA polymerase II; immune system process. Gene Ontology annotation, cellular component: nucleus. The transcript is spliced from 9 exons. The record is from RefSeq and is a predicted model, not a curated record.
CACCUCGCACUCUCAGUUUCACCGCUUGAUCUUGGGACCCACCGCUGCCCUCAGCUCCGAGUCCCGGGCGAGCGCAGCGCAGUGCACAGCAGAGCAGAGUGGGCGAAGGACCCCGGGCGCGGGCGCGGACGGCACGCGGGGCAUGAACUUGGAGGGCGGCGGCCGAGGCGGAGAGUUCGGCAUGAGCGCGGUGAGCUGUGGCAACGGGAAGCUCCGCCAGUGGUUGAUCGACCAGAUCGACAGCGGCAAGUACCCGGGGCUGGUGUGGGAGAACGAGGAGAAGAGCAUCUUCCGCAUCCCCUGGAAGCACGCGGGCAAGCAGGACUACAACCGCGAGGAGGACGCAGCGCUCUUCAAGGCUUGGGCACUGUUUAAAGGAAAGUUCCGAGAAGGCAUCGACAAGCCAGACCCUCCCACCUGGAAGACACGUUUACGGUGUGCUCUCAACAAGAGCAAUGACUUUGAGGAACUGGUUGAGCGGAGCCAACUGGACAUCUCAGACCCGUACAAAGUGUACAGGAUUGUUCCUGAAGGAGCCAAAAAAGGAGCCAAGCAGCUCACCCUGGAGGACCCGCAGAUGUCCAUGAGUCACCCCUACACCAUGACAGCGCCUUACCCCUCGCUUCCAGCCCAGCAGGUUCACAACUACGUGAUGCCACCCCUUGACCGAAGCUGGAGAGACUAUGUCCCCGAUCAGCCGCACCCGGAAAUCCCGUACCAAUGUCCCGUCACAUUUGGACACCGCGGCCACCACUGGCAAGGCCCAGCUUGUGAAAAUGGUUGCCAGGUGACAGGAACCUUUUAUGCUUGUGCCCCACCUGAGUCCCAGGCUCCUGGAAUCCCCACAGAGCCAAGCAUAAGGUCUGCCGAAGCCUUGGCGCUCUCAGACUGCCGGCUGCACAUUUGCCUGUACUACCGGGAAAUCCUCGUGAAGGAGCUCACCACGUCCAGCCCUGAGGGCUGCCGGAUCUCCCAUGGACACACCUACGACCCCAGCAACCUGGACCAGGUCCUGUUCCCCUACCCAGAGGACAAUGGCCAGAGGAAAAACAUUGAGAAGCUGCUGAGCCACCUGGAGAGGGGUGUGGUCCUCUGGAUGGCCCCGGACGGGCUCUAUGCGAAAAGACUGUGCCAGAGCAGGAUCUACUGGGACGGGCCCCUGGCGCUGUGCAACGACCGGCCCAACAAACUGGAGAGAGACCAGACCUGCAAGCUCUUCGACACGCAGCAGUUUUUGUCAGAGCUGCAAGCGUUUGCUCACCACGGCCGCUCCCUGCCAAGAUUCCAGGUGACUCUGUGCUUUGGAGAGGAGUUUCCAGACCCUCAGAGGCAAAGAAAGCUCAUCACAGCUCACGUAGAACCUCUGCUAGCCAGACAGCUGUAUUAUUUUGCUCAGCAAAACAGUGGACAUUUCCUGAGGGGCUACGAUUUACCGGAACACAUCAGCAGUCCAGAGGAUUACCACAGAUCUGUCCGCCAUUCCUCCAUUCAAGAAUGAAAAACAUCAAGACGAAUGAUUUUUUUUUCUUUUCUUCUUCUUCUUUUCUUUCUUUCUUUUUUUU